This is a messenger RNA of Siniperca chuatsi (mandarin fish), 626 nucleotides long. Its product is annotated as C-C motif chemokine 4-like. Gene Ontology annotation, biological process: chemokine-mediated signaling pathway; G protein-coupled receptor signaling pathway; lymphocyte chemotaxis. The record is from RefSeq and is a predicted model, not a curated record. Gene Ontology annotation, cellular component: extracellular region. Bases 218 to 517 code for a protein of 99 amino acids. NCBI's taxonomy places the organism in Eukaryota, Metazoa, Chordata, Actinopteri, Centrarchiformes, Sinipercidae. Gene Ontology annotation, molecular function: CCR chemokine receptor binding; chemokine activity. The transcript has 3 exons.
GCAGACAUUUGAGUUAUGUCUUCAAGGUGGAAAGCUGAGGAGGUGUGGGGAAAUUUCGCCUUGAUGUCUCAUGUAGGAUUCAUUUUGGAGGGGAAGGCUGACAUCAUACACAUUUCAGUUCCACAAUGGACAGUAUUUAUAUCGGACGUAGUGCUGAGAGUCGAUCACAACAAAGAGAGAAGAACAUCGUCAUCAUCAGCAUUUUACCGACAGCAUCAUGAAGACUCUCUGCUUCACUCUGGGGCUGCUGCUGCUCACCGCCUGCUGCUGCAACGCCAUGCCUAAAGCUCUGCAGUUCAGCAUGGCACCUGGAAACUGCUGCUUCAACUUAUGCAAGCGCACGUUACCAUCAAAGCUUGUAUCUAGCAUAACCAAGACCCACAGCUCCUGUCUAAAGCAGGCAUUCAUAGUCCAGACUAUCAGAGGAAGACAGAUCUGCUACAGUCGUACUUUCCAGUGGGCUCUGGAUGUCUACAAUCAGCGCCACAACACUGAGGGCAGCGGUCAGCAGCACUGAAGAUGUAUUAUUGUAUUAUACUUUAUUAAAUGAAUGCCUGGUUUUGCAAACUCAAAGGUGUGAAGACUUGUUCUUUGUAUUUUAAUAAAACUUUUAUUGCUGUAAUGGA